UGCGAUCUAUGCCAGGCGCCCUCAGAGCCUUAUGAUAAUCUGUUCAACUCCGAACUUCUUGGACCUAUGGAAAAUGCAGUGGACCUAUCCGACAACCUCGUCCAUGACAAACGAACCUGUCCUGGCGUCGAUUUUGACUCUUCAGAUUCCAAACCAGGACUCAUUGACGAGCUGUCCAUUGAGAUUACGGAUGAGACCGAUGAGGCAAUGCUUGGUGCCGGCUUAGACGAGUCAAAUAGUACUGAAGGCACUCUGCCGUCGACGCGAUCGCCGUCACCUCCUAUGAUAGUUGAAACCCAUGAUUUCCCUAAGCCAUUUGUACCGUCCAAUGAGGACGAAGGUAACCACAGUAGAAUCUUUCCUUGUCGCUUCACGGUCGAUGAGACGAGUUCUGCAGCCGAUGAACAAUCGGAUGAGGCAUGGAUUUCCAGCGAACAAAUAGAUUGUAUGCUGUAUUUGUCAUCUUGA
This is a messenger RNA of Protopolystoma xenopodis, 468 nucleotides long. Lineage: Eukaryota; Metazoa; Platyhelminthes; Monogenea; Polystomatidea; Polystomatidae. The record is from the annotation of a GenBank genome assembly.